AUGGCAAAUACUAUUGUAUCCAACACGAGUCAACGUUACGGUGAUUUCCUUGUGGAUGGCGUGAAGGCGAUAUCGCUUACUUUUGUAUCAGAUAUAUCUGAAAUGUCACUUGUCACGAAAUAUCAGCCUGAGUUUGUAUAUCGACAUUUUGGAGAUAACGAGACGAUAUUUGGCUACAAAGACUUGAGUGUAACUUUAUAUCAUACCGACGCAUCAAUGUAUUUUUAUCCCAAAAUCAGUUAUACAGAAGAAAUAUCCUCCGUUGACAAUCAGUUUAAGCCUGACAAUAUACUGGAAAAAUUAAGCACACAACUUCCAGUUGAGCAGGUGAAUGUCUUGUGCCAGACAGGUGCUAUUUUCAAAUCUCGACUCGACGAUCAAAAAAAUUUCGAACCUUUUGGAGUGCUGUUGUCUAAACUCACUUUCGGUGGUGCGGAGUUCCAGAUGUGGAUGGUAAACAAAAGUACAGAAGCAUUCGAUGCGUAUCUAGCUCGUGUUCAGACCCUCGCUUUCUGGUAUAUAGAAGGAGUUGAACAUACAGACAAUAGUGAUCCCUGUUGGCAACAUUAUUUUCUUUAUGAGUCUAAGCAGGGAUUUGAUGGAAGAUUGCAUUUAUCACUUGCGGGAUACGCAUCUACUGUCAGAUUUUACCAUUAUCCGGACAAAAUCCGUUGUAGAAUAGCUCAAAUAUUGAUACUGCCGCAAUACAGUGGUAGAGGCGUUGGCGCUAGAUUUUUAAAAGAGAUAUACAGUGAUUUAGUUCAUGAUCCAGCUGUUAUUGACAUUACAGCGGAAGCUCCUGCGGAAUCUUUCAUCCGAACUAGAGAUUUUGUAAACUGUUGUAAUUGUUCGACGUUGAGGGAAUUUCAAGCAAGUAAUUUGAAGAACGGUUUCAGUGAAGAAAUGAAGUGUGCUGCAUUAACACGAUUCAAGAUAAAUCCUAAACAAGCACGUCGCGUAUAUGAAAUAUUGCGCUUGCUCCAUACCAAUAUUUGGGAUGUGAAGGCAAUGGAACAGUAUGAAUCCUAUGUAAAACGAAGACUUGAGAAGCCGUUUAAGCGAAGUAUACGUGACUGGAAAAAACUGUUGACUGUUUUGGACAAUUGUGAUUAUUCUGCAGUUGUAGCUAGUCAUUUGAAUGAGGAGCAAGAAGCGGCAAAGCUGGAACAACUUUAUCAGGAUGAGUUGGCAAAUUAUAAAAUCGUCAUAAACCGUCUGGUGAAUUUUAAUCAAGUAUGA
Thelazia callipaeda (thelaziosis nematode) is the source of this 1239-nucleotide messenger RNA. The record is from the annotation of a GenBank genome assembly. NCBI's taxonomy places the organism in Eukaryota, Metazoa, Nematoda, Chromadorea, Rhabditida, Thelaziidae.